Molecule: messenger RNA, 5673 nt
Organism: Scophthalmus maximus (turbot)
Lineage: Eukaryota; Metazoa; Chordata; Actinopteri; Pleuronectiformes; Scophthalmidae
Gene: adcyap1r1b
Product: adenylate cyclase activating polypeptide 1b (pituitary) receptor type I
Exons: 14
Coding region: 376-1875 (499 amino acids)
Biological process (GO): adenylate cyclase-modulating G protein-coupled receptor signaling pathway; cell surface receptor signaling pathway
Cellular component (GO): neuron projection; plasma membrane
Molecular function (GO): G protein-coupled peptide receptor activity; vasoactive intestinal polypeptide receptor activity; peptide hormone binding
Source: RefSeq, a predicted model, not a curated record
UGCAUUCUUGUGUUGAGACGAAGCGAGCAACAUCCUUGGGGCAGCGGAGUCGCAGACUUCACAAUAUUCCACCAGCGGAGGAAACUGCCGCAUCCUGCGGGAACAGCCCGCAGCUCACGCAGUGUCCCGCAGCUCACGGUCCCGCGUGCGUGUCGGGUGGAAGUUGCGCUGCCGGGAGCCACCGGACCGGGGAGUGUUGCACCUUCUCGGCCCCGCGAGAGGAGGGUUUGAUUCCGCCCCCCCACCACCACCACCACCUCCACCCCCCCGCGCGCCCCCUGCGGGCUCCAUCUCCCGCAGCUCGGAGGAUCCUGCACCGCGCGCAGGAGUUGUUGCGUCUCCGGACACGAAGUGGUGGAGCAGACAAAACUCAAAAUGUCCGCCGCUAACGUCGGCCAGCUGGUCCUCGCCAUCCUCCUCUUCACCACGGUUCGGAGCCAGCAGGUCCCCACCAACUGUGUGAUCAAGAGGGAGCAGGAGAAGUGCAUGGAGAUGAUGGCCUCGGACGACCCUGGGAACGAUCCGGAAUAUGGUUGCCCGUGGAUGUGGGACAACCUGACGUGUUGGCAGCCGGCGAAGAUCGGCGAGGUGGUGGAGGUCAACUGUCCCGAACUCUUCUCUCAGUUCAUGAGCGAAGAAGACUACGAGCUGGGGAAGUUGAGUCGCAACUGCUCUGAGUUCGGCUGGUCGGAGACCUUCCCCCACUACAUCGAGGCCUGUCUGUACGAGGAGGGAAACAGCAGCCACCCGGACAUGUACUUCGUGUCGGUGAAGGCUCUGUACACGGUGGGCUACAGCACCUCGCUGGUCUCUCUCACCACAGCCAUGGUCAUCCUGUGCCGGUUCAGGAAGCUGCACUGCACCAGGAACUUCAUCCACAUGAACCUGUUUGUGUCCUUCAUCCUGAGGGCCAUUUCUGUCUUCAUCAAAGACGGCGUGUUGUACGCCAAGGAGGACAGCGAGCACUGCUUCAUACACACCCUGGAGUGUCGAGCGGUGAUGAUAUUCUUCCACUACUGCGUCCUCUCCAACUACUUCUGGCUCUUCAUCGAGGGCCUGUACCUCUUCACCCUGCUGGUGGAGACCUUCUUCCCCGAGAGGAGGUACUUCUACUGGUACAUCAUCAUCGGCUGGGGGACCCCGACCGUGUGCGUGACCAUCUGGGCCGUGCUGCGGCUGCACUUCGACGACAUCGGCUGCUGGGACAUGAAUGACAACGCUGCCAUCUGGUGGGUGAUCAAGGGACCUGUGCUGGCUUCCAUCAUGGUCAACUUCGUCCUCUUCAUCGGCAUCAUCGUCAUCCUCGUCCAGAAGUUACAGUCUCCAGAUAUCGGAGGAAAUGAAUCCAGUAUUUACCUGCGGUUGGCCCGCUCCACUCUGCUGCUCAUCCCUCUGUUCGGGAUCCACUACACCGUCUUCGCCUUCUCCCCCGAGAACGUGAGCAAGCGGGAGCGUCUGGUGUUCGAGCUCGGACUCGGAUCCUUCCAGGGCUUCGUGGUGGCCGUCCUCUACUGCUUCCUGAACGGAGAGUAUAUCCCUCAAGGUGCAGUCGGAGAUCAAGAGGAAAUGGCGCAGCUGGACGGUGAACCGGUACUUUGCUGUGGACCUGAAGCACCGGCACCCCUCGCUGGCGAGCAGCGGCGUGAACGGGGGCACGCAGUUGUCCAUCCUCAGCAAGAGCAGCUCGCAGAUCCGCAUGUCCAGCCUGCAGGCCGAGGCCCCGGCCACCUGAGCGCCGCCGCCCCGCCCGCCCUCGUCCCGAUGACCAGCCUCGCCGACCCCUUCCUCAACCCGUACCCGAACCCGUACCCGGACGAAGCCACCGUGGAAACCCAGCUCGACUCCCGCGACCCCGAUCACCAGCCCCUCGUCUGACCCACAGCCUCGACCCCCCGAAUCAUCCACGACCAAACCUGAGCGCGUCCGGGGUUUUCACGGCCCCUCGUCUGUAUAUAACGUGUCGGUGUCCCGUGCUGCGCUUCGUCUGCACUUUUGCGUCCUCGCGCGUGUGUUGUACAUUCGUCCUCCACUUUCGCGUCAACCUCAACAAAACAUCCGACUCCCACUUUACACCUUCACAGGUUUCACAGUUGCUGCUCCGUUCAAAAUGGCCGCUCUCGCGCGAAUACCUUAAAGGGCCACUCCGCUGAUUUUUUUUGAACACAUCAGCAUCAGUUUGUCCAUCGCGCCGAGAGCCGAUCGCAUUCUGGAGAAGCAGGAGUCACAAACCAGGGCGAUGUCGGCGUCAGCAGAUGAGCAGCAUUGUGGGAAAUGUAGUGUUUUAGGACAUCUGCUUUUAAUCUGUUCGCGAAGGUGCGGAACUAAAAAAAAAAAAAAAAAGACGAACUGCUCACCUCAAUGUACAGUCAUCAUUUAAAUACAGUGUAAAGAGGAAGGGUUCACAUUUUCAUCAGUGUCACUGCCUGAGGAGAACGCGCUCAGAGUCUCGUCCGGUGAACGUGUCCGAGAGCCGCGGAGCCUCCGCGUCCCGCCCAAGAGGGCGACGCCCCGACAUACGAGACGCUACGAGAGGCCAACCGGCCUGAGGAAUAAUCGAGGAGGAAUCUCGACCCGGAUCCAACAGGAGGAACAUGGAACAGCAGGAUUUAUUAGGACAUCUUCUACAGUCGUGUGUCGAUGCUCGACUCUGACGCGUCUUCUUCGCACGAGGUGUGUCGCCGCCGCCGCCGCCGCCGCCGCCGCCCACAGAAACACACUAACCUCUUUUUAAAACCUCGGCGCCGCAACGAGACAUCGGAGGAGAAGAAGACGAAGACGAAGACCGGAGCGCGGGAAGAUGUUAAAACAGCCGCUAGUACAGAAAAUGUCAACGACGAAAACGAGCUCGUGGCGAAGGCGAGUUCGACCGCCUGCAUGACUGUUGCAGUUAUCGUGGUAUUUUGGUCUACGGUUUCAUCUGUCGUGUGUUUGAUUGGAUGUUGCAUUUUGUUCCAUGAACUCUUGAGUAACAUUUAGGACAAAUCCCUCGUGGCGAGCUGCAGUUUGUCGUGUGCAGACAAGCUCACCGGGACGUAACUCUCUCGUCCCAGAGACGAACUAAACGACUCGUCUCUUUGUAUUUCUUUCUUUUUGCACGGCCCGCAUCUGUGUGCAAAAGAAAAGGCCGCGUUAUCCUUGCAAAUGAUGUCGCCGCAGGAUUCUUCCUUCGGGUUCCGACUCAACCGUCCCGCGGAAACUUCCCCAAACUCGUCCCCGACUCUUUACUCUGCGUCUCCAGAAGUGCCUUCGAGCACCGAACACACGCCAACCUGGACUUCUGCUGACGAUCUACGAGAACAAGGCGUCUUUUCAUUUGAAAAAACGAAACUGCAAAGUAAAGAAAAAAGUGCUUUCAUGAUGCUCGCGACUAAAUCAGUAUUUUUAAACCCGGAGGCCUUCGAAGUACUUUGACUCGUCUGGGUUGGAGCAGGACGACGUACGACCGACCGGUGUUUUGAAUGAACAUUGACUCAUCGUAUCAACGGAUCACGUGCACGCGCGGAUAUCUGCGGUUUACUUUUCUCUUUUUUUAAAUCUUCUCUACAUAAACAGGAACAAAGGGAAUUUUCUGGACCAUAAGAAGUUUUUUUUUGUUUUUUAGAUGAACAUACUGUACAUUUUGAUGUUUAAUAGAGAAGCACAUCUCAGUUCAGUGUUAUGAUGUAGUUGAACAUUGAGUUUCAAGUCCCACAAUAUCAUUGGGAUUCACAAUGUUUUGGUAAUUUGCAGGCGAAAAGACGUCGGGUACGGAAUGUCUGGAAUAUUAAAAAAAAAAAUUAUGAAUAGAACAAAUUAUUUCAUCAAGUAUUUGGCUUUGUACAAUUUAACAAUAUUAUUAUGGAUACAGUUACAUUUUUAAUUUGUGUGAUAACAUCUUCAAACAUCUAUUCAGUUUCAGUGCUCCGUGGUUUAGACCCAGAUGUUUAAAGUUCCAGUUUAUCGGCGACUUCUCCUCAACGUCUCUUGGAUUUAACACUGGGGUUUUUCACUCUCAGUUUUUAAACCGACAGAGAUUUAAUGAUUAUUAAGCUCUUUGAAAAAAGAAAAUCUUUGAAAAUCAGACAUUCCGUGAUGCAUCUGCUGCAAACAGAAUGUGUAUUACGAUCUGGAGUUAACAAGUCAAACGCUUGAUAUCUCCUCCUUCGUCUCAGAGGACACGGGCAAUUUGAUGACUUUAAUUUGGACCCUGGAAAAUAGAGGCGAUGGUAUUUAUUUAAAAUUAUUGGUGGUUGCAGCUCUAUUAAAAUCAAAAGACCCAGAGUCGCUCCCAAUGGACCUUGUGUUCGAUUUUCAUCUACAUUUACUCGACUGGUUCAUUUGACUUGACUUGGAACGAUUGUCACUGAUAUAAUGUGGAAGAAAUGUUCAUAUGUAAACCUAGAUAUUGAAAAGACAACACCCUGACAUCUUUUGACCUGCAGGGGGGACAGAAGGGCUGACCGGAAGCUGGACCGUCCCGUUGGACCUGAAACGAUAAUAACAGCGCAGGUCCUGACAGCAGCCAUAAGGGGGCGCCGUCUCAUCUCCCGGAUGAUUUUGGCGGGAAAAGGGCUGGACACAAUCGGCAAAUCCUCUGCUCUGGUUCAGUCGAAGGUCAUAACAGACAUUAAGACAAUCUCACCAGGUCGUGAUGAGACAGAUUGUUUUUUUUUAUAGUUUGAUGUAUAAAUGAUUUCCCUCCUUCGGUGUUGAUGUGGGAGUUGGAGCCUUAUAUCGCCAGUACUGCGUCGAUGUCAGACAAAGAUGUUGCUAUUAUUAUUAUUAUUAUGAUUGUUACUACGAGAAUAAAUAUUCAUUGGAACCUAUAAUAUGACGUGUAGUUAGUUGAAGUGUUUGAAACGGUCUGUAGCCAAACUCUGUGACUAAGUCGACAGCAGUGCAACUUAAAUGCGCGAGACGGAAACAAGCUGCCGACGUCGUGUCUUGUAAACGGAGUUCUUCUGUGGUUCAACGUGAAUAGCUGUCAUUUUAAAAAAACAAAAGAAAAACUUAACGCUGUGAUUGUUCUAUUGUUUUUCUUUUAUAUAUAAAUGGUGAUCGUGUUUGCUAAAAGCAUACCGCCUCCCGCGAGGCCGCCGCACUCGAUGCAUGCGCGUUGAAAAUCGUCCUGAUCUCAUUUAGGCCGGCCGGGGUCGAGGCUUUGGGAAUCUGAGCUGCGUCCUUGUUUUUUUUUCCCUGGGUCGUGAUCGACGAAGCCAGAGAAGCAGAUUAUUUGUUUUUCUACAACUGUGAAGCGAUUUCAUCCAACUGUAGCCGUCGUCCCGUCGGGACCCGUCCAGAACUUUUCCUUUGAAUGUUACUCGUCUCCGACAUGAGGAAAAGAAAAGUGCCAUAAAACUGCUGAACUCUUUUUGUUCCUAUUGUCUUUUUAAUGAAAAGCAUGACAUGAAAACCUUUCUCUUUUAUUGUGGUGGUGAUCUCGCCCGUGUGUGUGUGUGUGUGUGUGUGUGUGUUCUGAUGCCUGAAUGUAAAAGUGACUCAAAGCACUCGGCGGUGAGCCUGCGUCUGUUUGCUCAUCAGCCCUUUUUUAUUUUUAAAUUUGUAAUUAUUCAUAAUAUGAUCUCUUUCACUUGCACAGUGCGCCGAUUGGAUUUUGUUUGGGCGUGCAUAACCGAAGGGUUUCUUUUGUACAUUAUAAGUAUCGACAAUAAAUGUUUCUAACUUGUUGGCUCA